Molecule: messenger RNA, 744 nt
Organism: Andrographis paniculata
Lineage: Eukaryota; Viridiplantae; Streptophyta; Magnoliopsida; Lamiales; Acanthaceae
Product: caffeoyl-CoA O-methyltransferase-like
Exons: 4
Coding region: 52-531 (159 amino acids)
Molecular function (GO): S-adenosylmethionine-dependent methyltransferase activity; O-methyltransferase activity
Source: RefSeq, a predicted model, not a curated record
UCUCUAGCACCCUUGUUAUUUAAUCCCAAAAUCCCAAAAUCUACUUUCAAGAUGGGACAAAAUGGCGAGUCGAAGGAUGAUCAAGCAGCCAGGCAUCAGGAGUAUAUUCUGGAAACCAACGUUUAUCCAAAAGAGCCAGAGGCGAUGAAAGAACUCAGAGAAAUUACCACCAAGCAUCAUGGUGAGUCGCAAUCAAAUUUUUUCAUUAAAAUUGUUAAUGAAGAGCUCAGAGAAAUUACUGCCAAGCAUCCAUUGAAUAUCAUUACUACAUUUUCGGAUGAGGGGCAGUUUCUUAACAUGCUUCUGAAGCUGAUUAACACUAAGAAAACAAUGGAGAUUGGAGUAUACUCAUGGUACUUGCUUUUGGCCACCGCCCUUGCUCUUUUGGAGGACGGUACGCCACCCCGUACUACCACCAAGGUUUUUGGACGCGUUGCUUCUAAACAUGAAGCGGCCAAACGGGCUGCUGCAGAAAAGGCUGUGAAAACAACAUAUGAAAAGGCCUUCAUGGCCACACUGGAUAAGGCAUAGCCUGUUGCUGCGAGCUUCGAGCAACCUAUUACUGGACACAAUAAACGGAAUCCUAGUGAUGCGAACAUGCGACAACUAGCUAUUGUUCUACCUCGUCCGUAGUGUGUAGUAGUAGGGCUUGUAAAGGAUCUCGUUGCAUUCAUUGGAGAACAUCUAGAUGAGUUGCUACGUCGGCUGAUAAACCAUAAAAAAUAAAUGGUCAAAAUUUUAAGA